This is a messenger RNA of Alosa alosa (allis shad), 1624 nucleotides long. Its product is annotated as caprin-1-like. Lineage: Eukaryota; Metazoa; Chordata; Actinopteri; Clupeiformes; Clupeidae. The record is from RefSeq and is a predicted model, not a curated record. Gene Ontology annotation, molecular function: RNA binding. Gene Ontology annotation, cellular component: cytoplasm. The transcript has 12 exons. Bases 281 to 1609 code for a protein of 442 amino acids.
UCAUCUGUCGACGGUCAUUCGGCUGACAAAGGAGGUCGCGCAUCGUUGUUUGCCAGUUCGUUUUUAUUCUCUUUCAAGUGUUACGUGUUUCAGUCGUGUGAUAGUCGUUCGUUUCGCAGAUCGAUCAAGAUUUUGAAGUGACAGUGUUAUUAAAUCAGUGCAUUACGCGAUCUGAUUGUUUGGAAGAAAGUAACGUUAGCCAACUGUCAAGGAACGCAACAUUAGCUCUUGUAGCAGUGUUUCGUGGGAAAGCUGCCUUAACAGCAUCUUUUAAUGCAGUAUGCCCUCUGCGAUGAAUGGCGAUAGCUCGGUGCACUCCACCAGUCCUGAGCUGGGUUCUGCCCCUGUGGCCUCGGGCGCCGGCGGAUCACAAACGGAGGCGUUGAAGCAAGUCCUUACGGUGAUCGAGAAGAAGGUUCGCAACAUGGAGAAGAAGAAGGGCAAGCUGGAGGACUACCAGAGCAAGAAGAACAGAGGGGAGAACCUCAACGCUGAUCAGCUGGAUGCCCUGGCUAAAUCCCAGGAGGUCACCCAUAAUCUGGAUUUUGCUCGGGAGCUACAGAAGAACUUUUUGGCACUGGGGAUUGAUCUCCAGAAGGCGGAGCGCAAGGCGUGCCGGCGGGAGCAGCUGCGGCGCGAGCAGCAGGAGCGGAGGAGGCUGCAGCGGCUGCUGGAGGUGCAGCUCCUGCUGGACCAGCUGGGGGAGGAGGCGGUCAGGGAGGAGCUGCGGCGCGGCGACGGUGACCACGGCGACCACCCCAUCCUCACCAGCGCCCAGCUCAUCGCGCUCGACAACUUCUACAAGCUCCUCAACCCCGAGAGGGACGCCAGCGGCAGGUUGGCGGAGCAGUUUGAAGAGGCAUCCGUGCACAUGUGGGAGUUGCUGGAGGGCAAAGACAAGCCUGUUGUAGGGACCACUUAUAAAGCCCUGAAGGAGACUGUGGAUCGGGUGCUUCAAAGCGGUUACUUCCAGCGCACACACACGCAUCAGAAUGGAGUGUGUGAGGAGGAGCUGUCCUCGGCGGCAGCAGCGGUCGUGGCCCCGUCGGAGUCAUCAGAGGCCGACGAGGAGCCGGAGCCAGCAGUGGCAGAGGGAACACCUGAGCAGGACUACACAGAGGAUGUAGUGGACACAAAAGAGUUUGUGAACAUGGAGCUCGUACCACAGGAUUCCCACAGCAGCACACAGGAAGAACCUGCCUCAGAGUGGAAUCAGGAGGCAGAGGUGUCGUUGCAUACGCAGCAGCAGCCGCCCCCCUCUGAGGCUCCUCCUACAUCAGCUGACCCCGCCCCUCCCGUCUCCGUGGCAGCCGACCCAGUGGUGCGCAAACAGGUGGUGCAGGACCUGAUGGCCCAGAUGCAGGGAACAUACAACUUCAUGCAGGAGUCAGUGCUGGAGUAUGAUGGGCCGGCAAUGGACCCCGCCAUAGUGUCUGUCCAGUCCAUGAGUCCCGCCCGCAACCUAGAGAGGGCACAGAUGGUUCACUCAGAAGCCCAGCUGCUCUCUCAGCCCAGUGCUGUCCCUUCACAGCCAGAGGUGAGUCCUGAUAACCGAAUGGCAGCCCUUCACACACACACACACACACACACAGCCAGAGGUGAGUCCUGAUAACCGAAUGGCAGC